AUGGGUAUCACGGGAUCACAUCCAUAUAUUUAUCAUCAAUCUAUGAGCGGUUCAAAGAAAUAUCGCCUUUAUCGUCAUGGUGCGCUGAAGAAGUAUUCACUGUCAUCCCGUUUAUCUUACAAGCCCUGUGCAGAAGAGAAAUUUUUUCCACCACCUAUUUUGCAUACUAAAUUUCAUGAAUUGAAUUUUAAUUCUUCGGUCGUAAGUAUUUUUAGUACUGCUGAUAUAAAUCAGAUACUGAAGCAGAACUCUUCCUUGAAGAGUGAUGAUAAGAGGAGGAAAUGUUUUCCGUCCCGGGAACUUCCCGACACUUCAACGUAUAAACGCAAGAAACUUUCGAAAAAUUCUUUCUGUCGAAAAUUUUCAUCUCAAAAGGAUUUACCAAAGCGAAAAAUUGGCGUCAGCUUAUUGUCAACCUCGAGUGUAUCAUCAGGAGUUGAUUCCGUUUCGGAGGAUUCUGAAGUGGAUAUAGAGAAAAUAAAGAAAGAGGAACGGUGUGAUGAAGAAAUUAGUUCAAAACGUGAAAGUGAAACCUGUGAGUUGGUCAACAAACACUUUCCUGAAGCAGAUUCGCAUAUUCCUCGUUGUUCCCUAGAUUCUGGUGCUAGUUUCGAUGAAGAAGAUGCCAAAAAUGCGGUUUUUAAUGACAAUUCUGCUUGCAAAAAUUUUAAAACCGUAUUCGAAGAGAAGGAGAGAAACGAUGAUAGCAUUAUGGCUUAUAAAUUACAAGGAAUUUGUUCUAGGAAGAAGUCAUCCUCCAAAUGUAGAAAGACUCGAAAGUUUUCUUUAGUAAAACCUUUCCAGAAAAUGAGUAAACGAACAUAUUCACUACCAUCCCCACCACAUAUGGCGAGUUCUUCGAAAAGUGAGGUGCCAUCUUCUCGAGUGUUUAGUAGUUCUCUGAAUCGGGAAUGGGAGAUUGUAACAGUGCAGGAGAUGUGCCGGCGGAUGUCGUUAGGUCAGCUAAACGAGAUCGUUCUCCCUCUUCCGGAUGGUGCUGCUUCCUCGCAAAUCCUGGAUGAAAUUAUGGUUAGGCAGAUGGUAGAUGUGCUUCCGCCUCGUGCUACAGGCUAUCCAUGGAUCAAUAUUUAUAAUUCCGAGAAGCAUGGUUUCUCAUUACACACUUUUUAUAGGAAAAUGAUAGAUUGGGACGAAGAAAUGUCACCUAUACUGUUGAUAAUUCGUGAUUGUGAGAAGAAUGUCUUUGGUGCAGUAGUUAGUACCACUGUGCGUCCGUGCGAACAUUUUUUUGGGACUGGUGAUUCAUGUUUUCUUUACAGAUAUGCGAACGACAUCGAGAUGAACGAAAAAGUGCUGCGCAUUUAUCCAUGGAGCGGUGCAAAUCAAUUCUUCGUAAAAGCAAGCAUGGAUUCAUUAUCGAUUGGUGCAAGUGGUGGACAUUAUGGGCUCUGGUUGGAUGCAGAUUUGAAUUAUGGUCGUACGCAAGCAUGUGAAACAUUUCAAAACGAACCGUUAGCUGGUGAGAGUGAAGAUUUUUCUAUACAGUUUGUCGAAGCUUAUGGUUUUCGUAUGCAGUAA
Messenger RNA from Cercopithifilaria johnstoni, 1539 nucleotides. The record is from the annotation of a GenBank genome assembly. Lineage: Eukaryota; Metazoa; Nematoda; Chromadorea; Rhabditida; Onchocercidae.